CAAAAUCAUCGUGAGAUAGAGUCAUGUUUCUCUAAUGUUCUAUACAGUGCUCGUUUUACCUACAUCUGUCACCACUCACGAACAAGACUUGUACGAGAGGCCAGCGUUAAGGUCGCCGCUGCGAGAGACACCACCACGAGAGGCGCAGCAGCGAGAGUCACCGCCGCUAGAAGAACCACCACAAGUAACAUUGCCCUGAGAAGUGCCGUCACGAGGUCUGUCGGCUUUUCCCCGCUGGUGGGCGAGACUGCAUCGCUAGACUCGCUGUUUCCACGCGAGUUGCAAUUUUGAACGUCGAUCCAAGCCCAUCCAAAAAAAGUGACUUUUAGGCGACUCAAGAUCGGAGAAGGAGAAGAAGAUUGUAGACUCUUGAAACGCGAUUUUGACUACCUUGGUUAGCUCGUUUCUUUCCCUCAUUCUCCGAUUCCACAAUGCAAAGGGUAACCCCAAACUGCACAAUUUGGAGGGGCAUAGCCUCUAAGGUCAGAAAAAGCUUGUUUUUCAUCAAUGACCCUUUUGCUGUGCGGUCUUUCUCUGCGGUUCCCCUUGCAGCAGCCACGAAAUUGUAUAAACCGGAAAUUCCGUGCGAUUUCCAGAAAUGGGCUUCGAUUGGAUUCUGUAGGACGUCGAAGUUCGCCUCUGGGUUCAACCCUCUGCAACCGAAACCUUUGGAUUCUAUUGUAGAUAUCCAGAGGUUGAAAGAUCGAUAUCCUGAAGAUAUUGCUUCUAUUUGGGAUGAUUAUCACAUAGGAAGAGGUCAUAUUGGAGCAUCUAUGAAAGCAAAACUUUAUCACUUGCUGGAACAUAGAGCUUCAGAGUGCCGAUACUUUGUGAUUCCUUUGUGGAGGGGAAGUGGAUACACGACAAUGUUUGUUCAAGGCCCAACCCAGCAUUACCAGGCUGACUUUUACAGCACCAAGCUUCCAAAUGCAGUGCAACAAGCUGCAAAAGAUCACACAGCUCUGACUUGGAUUCCUCAGCCCAUCACACCUUCAAAGGCAGCUUUACUCGUGUCCAUAUGCGUUAUUCAGGUUCAUGAGAAGUUCAGCUUCUCCAAACACCUUCAAACUUGGUCUUGAACUGUCUUAUGCACCAUCUUUGCUGCAUUAAGAGUAGCUCACCUCUAAGACAGUGGAAUGAUGUUAUGAAUCCAAGUUAGCAACAUCAAAACUCAGAAAUUGUUGCUAAAGCUAGCUCCUAGAACAUUAUUCUACUUCUACAAAAGCUGUCAUAAGACCAAAAACACUAUCUAGACCAAAAACACCUUUAAAAACACUUUAUUAACAAGUUUUUACAAAAUCACAAAUUUCCCCUACCAAAAACUAAAUCUGAACUAAAAGAAGGUAAUUAACACAAAACAAUGCCCAAAGGAGUGCUAAUAACUACCUAAAACUAGACAAAAUAGGGACUUAACACAUCCCCACACUUAAACUUUGCAUUAGUGGGAAAACUACAAAGAAGAUAACAACACACAAGCAAAACAUCAAUAUAUAACUCUGGACAGAAUAAAAAACUUUUAAUGCAUAGCUGGAAUCCGUGAGCAUCCAGAGAAUCCAAAACAACACUUUGAACUUCUAACCAAGUCAGAAUUAGCUAAAAUAAGGCAAAUACAUUAAGAAUUGAUCAAACCAAACUCUAGAAACAGAACUGACACCACUGGAUAGUGUUUACCCUCAUGCUCUUAAGUGUGUUUGGGUUAAGUAUUUGUCUCUCAGCACAUCAGGAGCACCAACAUUGUCAUAGGCUUGGAAAAUCUCUCAAAUCAAUCACCAUGUUAGAACAAUGCACUCAUGAUCAACAGGUCUUUACAAAGCUUGUAAUGUGGCUCGGGUAGGGGUAGGAUAGAGGAAAGGUUGCAGAGCUAAAACCAAGGAAAUAUAAGGCAGCUAUCGGGAAAAUCUAGAAGACACGUGUGAGUUCAGUAGCUUCAUCACAAGUCAGACCUUCACAUCCUUUUGUUUUGUUAUUUACUUUCCAAUUUCCUUUAUUUUUUUUUUUUUAACUAUUUCUUCCUUCUUUCCAAUCAUAGACCACAACUUUUUUCAGAUUUUCUAUUUUUCUCAGUUUCAAACUUCUUUUCACUUCUGUUCAGCAUUUUGCCUUUGAUCAAACUGUUUUGGCACACUUCCCCCACACUUGAGUUUCACAGAAUUUUCCGAAGUACUUUCACAGCCCCUCACAAAUCCAUGGUUAGGUGAUCAUUUGUUUUUCUGGUCUAAGG
This is a messenger RNA of Vigna radiata var. radiata (mung bean), 2221 nucleotides long. RefSeq lists its product as uncharacterized. Gene Ontology annotation, cellular component: mitochondrion. Bases 432 to 1079 code for a protein of 215 amino acids. Lineage: Eukaryota; Viridiplantae; Streptophyta; Magnoliopsida; Fabales; Fabaceae. The record is from RefSeq and is a predicted model, not a curated record. Gene Ontology annotation, biological process: mitochondrial proton-transporting ATP synthase complex assembly. The transcript has 4 exons.